AUGGCUACCUUUUGCUCCUCUGACGGCAGUGCUUUGGCGCCACAUGUCCUCAAAAAGGAACGUGAAUACUACACCACAAAACAAAGAUUAGGCAAGCACUCACGGUCUGACACCGAGGACGAGUCGACGCAGCCUCUUAAAAGGCUUCAGCACACGCCGACGUCUUUAGAUUUGAAUCCAUUACUUACCCACUUCAGCACUCUUGGUAUCAGUCCAAGUCUUUGCUCGACCGGGUCAAGCUUGGAAUCAUUGCCAAAUGAAUUGCUUAUCAAUAUAUUCAGUCAUCUUUCUGGACAAGUCAUAGAUUUCCAGUGUCUGAUGCUGACCUGUCGUCACUUCCAUUCGCUUCUUACGAGACAUGGUCAUACCAUCGUCAACGCUGUUGCCUCACGUACAUUCCCAACAGAGAAGAUUAUCCUCUUCAAUCUUGCCAAAACAACCACAAAAUGGUCCCCAUUCGCAUGGCUUGCAACCGGUCAACGGAUGAACGCUACAAUCGAUCGGAUUCUUUUUCGCCUCGAGCGUGUUGGAGCUUUUCGAGAUGAGGACCAUAUUUUCGGAGCGGGCACCACUGACGAAGAACCUUCUCACGCUCGACGGCUCCUGAGAACUAUUCUCCUUGGAGUGCAGAUGAUCAGCAUGCAAGGCCAGUGGGAGGCGAGAAGUGACUACGUCAUGAAAAACCCUCCCGAUCUUCUAAACUCGAUGGUACGUCACCUGGAAUGGCUGGUCAAGUUCCUCAUCUGCAAUGCCCACUUGUACAUCGAAGGUAUGGAUGCAGAGAUGGGUGGGAUCGAAGACGGGCAUCAUUGUCCACGCCUACUAGGCAUCCGAUUCGCAUUUGCAGCUAUUUUAAGUGGGCAAGUCCUCGCUCACGGUCCGUCGUUAUUGCUUCAAUUGCUGGAAAUGAAACCAAAGUUCCGUCGUCCCAAAGAAUUCUUGCAAUGGUUAUGGCAUAUCUGCAGGGGCAAAGACCCGUGGCGGCUACAGCGGGAAUAUUAUCUGAAGUUCAUACUGGAUGACUUGUUCUACUGGGUGUCAAUUGAGCAUCGGGCAAGGUGGCGUGGUCAGCAGAACACGUUUGGCAUCAAGUAUCCUCGGCAUGUGAAUUUGACGAGAUGGCUACAAAGGGUUCCGGACGACGAAGCUUGGGUUGACCUGAUGUAUGAGCGUGGAUGGAUCAAGCCGGUCAGGAAAUUCCUGAACUUGCCUAGCCAAGAGUGA
Endocarpon pusillum Z07020 is the source of this 1224-nucleotide messenger RNA. RefSeq lists its product as uncharacterized. The transcript is spliced from 2 exons. The coding region runs from base 1 to 1224 and encodes 407 amino acids. NCBI's taxonomy places the organism in Eukaryota, Fungi, Ascomycota, Eurotiomycetes, Verrucariales, Verrucariaceae. Gene Ontology annotation, molecular function: protein binding. The record is from RefSeq and is a predicted model, not a curated record.